GGAAAAAGUCCUAGAUUAAAAAAAAAAAAAAAAAUGGUUGCCACCUCUGUCUCCCGACUUCCUCGGUCCUUCGGACGAAGAGCCUGCUCAAGUGGGAUGGGAGUGGUGUCGGUGUUACCAUGGUGUUAGCAAAGGAGUAAAUAUCAGUAUGACUAGAUUCUGAGGAAGGGCUUUUGUGUUCCUACCAAGAGCUUGCUGGUGCAGAGGAACAGUGCAAGGACAGCAGGGGCAUUUUGAGCUACCAUGGACAUCCCCACCGAUUUGGUGCCGUCAUCCAUGAUGUCCCAGCCUGAGGUGAUUGAGUCCACAGCCAUGAGCGAACCACAAUGCUACUACAAUGAAACCAUUGCCUUCUUUUAUAACCGAAGUGGAAAAUAUCUGGCCACUGAAUGGAACACUGUCAGCAAGCUGGUAAUGGGACUGGGGAUUACCGUCUGCAUCUUCAUAAUGCUGGCCAACCUCUUGGUUAUGGUGGCUAUUUAUGUCAAUCGCAGAUUCCACUUUCCUAUUUAUUACUUAAUGGCCAACUUAGCUGCUGCGGACUUUUUUGCAGGGUUGGCCUACUUCUACUUAAUGUUCAACACAGGACCCAACACUAGAAGACUGACUGUAAGCACCUGGCUUCUCCGUCAGGGCCUCAUUGACACCAGUCUGACAGCCUCUGUAGCCAAUUUGUUGGCCAUUGCCAUUGAGCGGCACAUCACGGUUUUCCGAAUGCAGCUGCAUACUCGGAUGAGCAACCGCCGGGUGGUCGUGGUAAUUGUUGUUAUCUGGACUAUGGCCAUCGUCAUGGGGGCCAUACCAAGUGUCGGAUGGAACUGUAUUUGUGAUAUCACUCACUGCUCCAACAUGGCACCGCUCUAUAGUGACUCCUACCUGGUCUUCUGGGCUAUUUUCAACCUGGUCACUUUUGUGGUCAUGGUGGUCCUAUAUGCUCACAUCUUUGGGUACGUUCGCCAAAGGACUAUGAGAAUGUCCAGACACAGUUCUGGACCCCGCAGGAAUCGGGACACCAUGAUGAGCCUCCUGAAGACUGUGGUCAUUGUGCUUGGUGCUUUCAUAAUCUGCUGGACCCCAGGAUUAGUCUUGCUGCUCCUCGAUGUUUGCUGUCCCCAGUGCAAUGUCCUGGCCUAUGAAAAAUUCUUCCUGCUCCUGGCAGAGUUCAACUCUGCCAUGAACCCCAUCAUCUACUCCUACCGGGACAAGGAAAUGAGUGCCACGUUCAAGCAGAUCCUGUGCUGCCAGCGCAGCGAGAGCGCCAAUGGCCCCACCGAGGGCUCGGAUCGGUCGGCGUCCUCCCUGAACCACACCAUUCUGGCUGGGGUGCACAGCAAUGACCACUCCGUGGUGUGAAGCCACAGCCGGCCCUGCCACCGACAAAGAGCAGCGGGCUGUGGGGCAGAGAGGUGCCUGGCCCCAGGGAAGGUAACCCACUCACCUUUUCUCAAACACUAAUGGACUACAAGCGCAUCUUUUCCGGGGGGCCUGACAUGCCAGCACAGACUGCCCCAUCCACAGGACUGGCCGUUCUGCAAGGCCUUUGAUUUCUACUUUGAAAAAGUAGACCAUAGUUGCUUUGCAGAGGUCAUCAAUGGCCCUUGGAAAGCCUUGCUGAGACUGUUGGACUUUGCUGCAUCUUGGUGCCAGUCUGAAUCAACUCUGAUUAAUUAAGCUUAUACCUGCUUCACUGCAUUUACAUGUAGCCACUUAGUAUUUUUAAAAAGGGAGUAAAGGGGAUAAAAAUAUGCCUAUCAUUUAAUAGACAUGUAAUAUGUAUCACCAUCAGCAUGCUUGUGAUGAACAUUUUCUGUGCAGGGAGUAAAACUGUCCUCUAGUCUUUGUAUCUUUAGACACACUGUCAUAACUACAAUAAAAAGAAAAGGGUUUUUUUUCUAACACAGGCAACAGGAAGAUGAGGGAAACUGACCCUUCUUACCUUCUUUACUGGCGUUAGAGAAUGCAUGUUCUGUGUGUAUGCAAAUUGUUUUAAUUAUGAAAAAAGCUCUUUGUAAAGUCUGCUGGAAAGUAGAAAAGCAUAGACUGUAUUCCAGUGUUUGUUUAGAUUAUGAAAUAAACAGUACUUUAGUCACAAUGUAUAUAAGGUUCAUCUUUGAAAUGCAGUAUGAAAUUUGUAACAUGAGGGGUACCAAGUUUUUUAUGGAUAAGUCCUUAAAGUAGGAGUCCCUAAGGCUCUUGAAGGGCUACAGUCAGGUCGGUAGACUGCAAAAAUUGUAUUUAUGGCACAUUCUUGGAAUGCUUUUCUUGUUAAUGGCAAAAAGCAUACGCAUUUUUAAUGGGAAAAAGGUAUGUUUUAAUGGAACUUUUCUUGUAACUGAAAACAAAACACUUUCUGCAUUUUUGCACUGAAAAGUAUAUGUAGAGUACCGUUCAAAUGAUGCCCCUUUAAUUUCAAAAGCAUUGGGCUACUAAGAACCAGGGCAAAAUUUUAUUUUGUAAAUCAACACUUCACAAGGUAGUUAUCCAUUGCAAAUAACUGGACCGUACUACAGGUAGUAGCCACACAUGUACACUGUUAUAAAUACCUAAGGUAACAGGUGUUUUUUUUUCAUGUGAGACUGUUUUGAAGAGAAAUCUCACUCAUGUGAAUAUCAGUUGCCAAGAAUUGCUGAUAUUAAACAAAAUUCAUUAACAGGGGUAAAUGUGAGCAAAGGUGGGAUCUUGCUGAUAAAAAACUUGGGACCUGUUUCCAGGAAAUUAUGUGUUCUGCUAACAAUGUAAAAUAUAUCAACAGUAAAUUCCUGGCGCUGUUUUCAUCAUUGUAAUUUGUCUAUAACAGAAAAACCAAAGAAAACAAAAAAAGGGGGGGGGGGGGGGAGACCAGGAAAAAAAAAAAAAAAGAAUGAAAAAAUCCACACUCACAAAAAAAUAACCCAAAAAACAAAAAAACAGAGGUAUAUAUCCUUCAUUGUACCAUACUGGAAUGUAACUUAAGGGAUGAUAUUCUCCCGCUUGGGCAGGGAAAAAAUGGAAGGUAGAGGGUCAUCCCAGAAAAAUGCAGUAUUUUCAGCAUCUCUUGCUUUGAGGAAAUGCUUGGGGUUUAUGCUUCCAAGCAUAAAAUUGUUUGGAAUAGGCAGUUCCUUGCUGAGAGUGAGAAGAGAAACAAGUGAACAAACCUGCCUCCACUGAAUAAAGUGAGAGUUUUGACACUCCUUUCAGUAAAACUGAAAUCCAACUGAACUGUCAAGCUAGUUUUGUGUGGACACUGUGGAAGGUGGAAUAGACAGAGAGAAUAAACACAACAUGGUCUGCCAGUUGGCCAAGGUUUUGAAUAUAUCUGCUUGCUUUGAACAAAAAUGGUCUUUUCUUCUUACUCUAUUUGAGAGCAAGCGAAUGUACAGGUUGAUUUGGUUUUAUUCACAGAAGUGUACUGAGAAACAGAAGACCAGGCUGUAUGAACUUUUUCAUUUAAAAGCAACUGCUUGCUAAUCCACUCAUAAUUUUUUCCCUAGUGCCUGCUUGAUACUUCAACUAGUGUAGGUAAGCAGAAGAAAGGAGAGUGUAAGACUGCGUCCAAAGACAGGGGACCUGUGACAGAAAAACGAUUUCUCAGGAGUGCUUGGAGUUCCUUUAUUCCUUGGGUCCAGCAAGAACACUUUUUCCUAACAUCCCCACAAAAGUAGAAGAUCAUAGGGUUUUGGGAGGUUUUGGGCUGGGGAGUUGCUUUUUCCAAGUGUUCUUUUCACUGCUGUUUGCAUGCUUUUAUUGAACCUCACCUGAAUAGAGUGGGAGGAUGAUGUUACAAAAUAGCAGCAAAUCAUUCACCCUAGUUUAACCUGCUGGAAGUCUGGUGGGUUUUGAGAAGCCAUGGGUGAAUAACUUGAAAACAGGAAUGCUGUUUUUGUUUGAGACAUGGGUGGGUCCAGAGACCUCUUAUGAAGACAGAUGCCCAAGGAGAUUUUCUGUCAUCGUUGUGGUUGUAACUGAUGGCAGUUGCUGUGCACAUGCAUUGAUCAACCCAAGGAGGAACUCAACAAUUUAAGAAGCCGAACCUUUUGAACUCUUAGCAGCAAUUAAAUUUCAGUUAACAGGAGUAUUAAUCCAGGAGCAUAUCUAAUAACAGGUGGCUUUUCUUCUAAAAGGUGAAGUGCAAUGUUUCAGAUCAAAUGCAACAGGAAGAAAAUUGAUGGAAUUCCACUAGAGGAACUUACUGAGCACUUGGCUACUGUAAAAAAAUUGAUUAGUGCUUUGUGUUGUUGACAUGUCGCUCCUAUAUCCUUAAGAAAUCUGAUCUGUGAAUUGAGUACUUCUUCACAAACUGAUGAAAUUAAAGCUCCAAUGAGCAGAGAGAAUAAAAACCGGAGCAUGGACUAGAAGGAUUCAUUUGCUCUGUUCCUUAGAAUGGUUCCCGGGCAUUUGUUUUCAUCUCAGAAUUUUUUCAAGUUUUGCUCUUCUAUUCAUAUUUUCCAGCCUCAUUGUGCAGUGGUAGAACUCACUUCUGCUAUGUGAAAACAUGGUGCAAAGUACUUAGGGAAUAAGAUUGCCCCACUUAUUUUUACUUAUCUCAAAUUCUUCAAAAGGUUUUAGGAGACUUCUUAAAAUACCAACGAUCCUCCCACAGUCAUUAAAAUUCUUUUGUUGCUGAUUGCCUCUGGUCCAAGUAAAUCCUCUUGAAGUUCAAAUGUAAUGGUGUUUGUGUCAGCAAUUGCUGUGGUGGGGAGUUGUGUAUUAAAAGGAAUAUUAUUUGCAGAUCAAGGAAAAUUUGUUUUCCUAUUUCUUGUAUUUUCAGUGGCAGUAUAAAUAUGAAGAGUAAUUAAAAAGAUAGCCUUUGAAUUUUAAUUCCCUGUUGCUGUGAUAUAUAGAGGCUAGGUAACUCAUUGGUCAGAAAAAGCACAACCUUUUUAUAAAAGAUUGAAAAUAUAUUCUAUGUAUUUUGACACAUUGGUUUUCUUGUCAGCCCCUUUUUUUGUUCUGAGUAUCACUUGACAGCUUCAGGCUGGCUUCUGACUGAGAUACUAAAAGCUGGGCGGAAAGAAAAGAGGGCAGACCAAAACAAGGCUUUUUCAGUGAUUCCUACAACUAAGCUUACCUCUCUGUCCAUAGUGCACCAGUAACGAGGCUUUUUUUAAUAGUUGCCACAAGAUUCACCGAUUCACCUUUUUUUUUUUUUUAACUCUGCCAAGUAGCCACAGCUGUAGCAGCAUUUAAACAAGAGGGCAACAAAGGCUUGGAGCAGGCUACUCGGCAGAAAGGGCAGGCCAGCUAUCUGCAUGGGGCAAACUAAGCCUGGGUAACUUGGAUGUCAAAGAGGAAAGGACAUGACUUAUGUCUAGUGUUUUAGUUCUCCUUCCUCUGCUAAGAAUCUUCUCUCUAUCAACCGAGAUUUGUCCCAGUAUGGGAUUGCACUGAAAUGAAAAUUUUUGGGUCAUUCCAUGGACUAUCUUUUGAUCUGUACUGGUGAGGUGGGCAGGGGUUCAGCCAUGGCCAGUCUGGGUCCCAGGAGCAGUGUGUGAGGGGAAACCCAAGUGGGCUCUGCCUCUGAAGCAGGUUUUAUAGCUUUUUCUGGUCUUUGUGUUGCCCCAGAAGUAUGCUACCAGAUACCAUACUUAACUACUGUAAAUACCCCACCUGGGGUUUCUGUCUGUGACACUGCUACAGACAGAGCUGUCUGCAGUGGGUAUCCACAGACAAAAAAUAUGCAGCUUUUUCUGUGAAAGAAAUAAAAGUCCACCCUGCAGAUUGCUCUUCCCUGGUGGGAUUAAAAAGAUCUCUACCAGAUGGAGAGGCCUUGAUGCAAACACUCCUGGUCUGCCUUCCAGUCAGUCUGAAUCAAGGUAAUGCAAAGCAGAGUGGGCAAAGGUGUUUCUCCAGGGCAUUGUCCCCACCCCUUUGGAGGUGUGACCCAUUCCUGGUGUCCCUGUCAUUGUUUUGGGUCCCUUCUGACUGGAAGACUGGAUGUAGCUGGCAGAGGUCAGUCCUAGCGAACCGUCUGGGUUUUUUUCCACUUGCUGCAGUGAUAAAUACAGGCUUUUCCUUCUUCUGAUCCUGUUAAGGGCUUUCCUGUUAUUGCAAGUGUACCUGUCAUGUCCUUUCAAACCAGCUGUGAGGCAUCAAUCUGUGCUAUACACUGAUGUCUUUAAAGAGAGGAUUUGCAACUGCAGUCUCAUUUGUUCAGACAAAUUGCUUGGGCUUUACCAUUUGAUUGGAGAGGCCACUACCAAUAGAGAGUUACGUUCAAAAGUACUGACGCCCACAGCUGUCCAGCAACAGCGCCUUAAGAAAAUAUGCCCUUAUCUUCCCUUCCAUUUUCCUCUUAGAGGAUUUUCUCAGAAACUAUUCACCCAGCUCCUCCUUUCUAAAUCUAUCAAGGAGGAAAAAAAAAAAGAGGUUGAUAUUUACAGAAAACAAACAAAACACCCAACCCAAAACAAAAAAAAUUACAACAAAAACCUCACAAAACAAAACAACACAACAACAACAACAAAAAACAAAUGAAAAACACAGAGCACAAGGAUAUUAAACUACGCUGCUGUCUUCUGCGGUACAUGGAAAUCCAACACACUGAUAGCUGCCAGCAUUUUAACAAGAGCCUCCAUGAAAUGUUCCCAUUUGCCUGUGAUAAAAUUCUGAUAACCAGAAGUGUAUGUGGGAGACUCAGGAAUCUGUUAGUUUUUCCUGUUUAAAUAAAGCCGUGUUUGUAAUUCAAAAGUAUUGAGAGAACCAGUGAGCUUUGGCAAACAAUUUUGUUACUAAGUGCACUUACUGUAAAUGUUUAGAAGCUGUAUCUAGUACAAUAAAGUAUUUGGCAUGUGUAA
This is a messenger RNA of Prinia subflava (tawny-flanked prinia), 6773 nucleotides long. RefSeq names its product lysophosphatidic acid receptor 1 (gene LPAR1). NCBI's taxonomy places the organism in Eukaryota, Metazoa, Chordata, Aves, Passeriformes, Cisticolidae. Gene Ontology annotation, molecular function: lysophosphatidic acid receptor activity. Gene Ontology annotation, biological process: phospholipase C-activating G protein-coupled receptor signaling pathway; neurogenesis; adenylate cyclase-activating G protein-coupled receptor signaling pathway. The transcript is spliced from 4 exons. The record is from RefSeq and is a predicted model, not a curated record. Gene Ontology annotation, cellular component: plasma membrane; cytoplasm. Bases 244 to 1353 code for a protein of 369 amino acids.